AUGCUCGGCUACAUCACUAGCCGCUGGCAGGCUACCGGCGACCAGAAGAAGACCAGUCCGACCUGGUUCGACCGCCACGUCUCGCCCAUCCUGCUCUCCGUCGCCAAAAAGGCAUGCACCCACCCCAUCCACACCAUUGUCACCCUCGCAUUCCUCGCCAGCUACUCGUACCUCGGCGUACUCGACAAGGGCCUUCUCGAGAGCGGCGUCGACCAGGUCGCCAGCAAUGUCGAUUUCCGCACGCUUCUGGUCGGCAGCAAGAGGCUGAGAAUCGGCCCAGAGACGUCAUGGCAGUGGGAAGCUGAAGACACCAAGGCCACCACCGCCGACAGGGUACAGCCUGCACAGGAACUCGUUCUGGUGACACUCGUCUUCCCCGAGUCCAGCGCCGUCAACUCGGCCCCCUCGCAACAGUUCCUCACCCACAAUGUCUCCGCGGAGAUUCUUCCCAGCUCGGCCAGCUCCUUCUCCACCCUCUCCCCUGACACCUCGCUUGCAUUCUCCAUCCCCUACGCAGAGGCUGCCGCCUUUCUCGAGGCCAUGAAGGAGAUUCCCGCCCCAGAAGAUGUCACCCAAGUCGAAGGCUCCGACAAAGGCACACUGGAGGAGAAGAAGUGGAUGAUGCGCGCCUCCAGGAACGGCAAUGCCUCGUCUGGCAUCCGCAACUGGGUCGUCGAAUCUUGGACGUCGUUUGUUGAUUUGCUCAAGAACGCAGACACUGGCGAUAUCGUCAUCAUGGCCCUGGGCUACCUUGCCAUGCACCUGACAUUUGUCUCCCUCUUCCUCGCCAUGAGGCGACUGGGCUCCAACUUCUGGCUGGCUACCGCGGUUCUGCUGCAGUCUGCCUUUGCCUUUUUGUUUGCUCUCGCCGUCACGACUUACCUUGGCGUUCCCAUCAAUCUUAUCCUUCUCUCUGAAGGACUUCCAUUCCUCGUUGUCAUCAUCGGCUUCGAAAAGCCCAUUGUUCUUACCAAGGCUGUCUUGUCUGCCUCUGUGGGCAGCCAACGACCGGUCAAGGAGAAACAAGGAGAGCCAGUAACUAUCCAGUCCGCCGUGCAGACAGCCAUCAGACAGACUGGCUUCGAAAUUGUGCGUGACUACUUCUUCGAGAUCCUCAUCCUCGUCGCAGGUGCCAUGUCUGGCAUCCAGGGUGGUCUACGACAGUUCUGCUUCCUGGGCGCCUGGAUCCUCUUUUUCGACUCGCUUAUGCUCCUGACCUUCUACACGGCGAUUCUCACAAUCAAGCUCGAGGUCAACCGCAUCAAGCGUCACGUGGCUCUUCGCCGGGCUCUCGAAGAUGACGGUAUCGAUGGCAAGGUAGCGGAGAGUGUGGCUCGUAACAGUGAAUGGCCGAGUGCCCGCGACGUCCAAGUCGGCAGCACUACCACGACGGUUUUUGGAAAGAAGAUUACCGUGCCCAAGUUUAAGAUUCUCAUGGUCGUCGGCUUUGUCAUUGUCAACGUUAUCAACGUUGUCACCCUCAAGUUCGGUCUCACGCCCACCAAGGCUGCCCACGUCUCUGGUGUUGGUGCUACGCCUCUCCUGGAUCCAUUCAAGGUUGCUGGCAGUGGGCUGGACUACAUCUAUCAGCAGGCAAAGGACACUGCGACAUCGACCGUUGUGACCAUCCUUACGCCGAUCAAGUAUGAGCUUGAGUUUCCUUCUAUUCACUACGCUGAACCUUCCCUUGCCGACUCAGAGUAUGGUUUUGGCAACAACAUCAGCACUCACAUUGUCGAAGGCGUGCUGAAGAGUCUGGAAGACCCGUUCCUGAGCAAGUGGAUUGUGCUCGCGCUCAUCAUGAGUGUAGUCCUAAAUGGUUACCUCUUCAAUGCUGCCCGAUUGACAAUCAAAGAGCCCCACAAGCCCCUUGAGCCUCCCGCUCCGUCCGAAGUUCAAGAUGGUCUUCCUACUAUACCAAAUACCCCUCAGAUCCCAACCGCGAACAUGCCUACCCCGCCUCGCACUCCUGGCCCAGAGGACCAAACCGGUCGUCUGCAACCGCUUACCCAAGUUCAGCCAAAGCCCCAACCUGAGAUACCAGCAGGCCCAUCGGAAGAGCAGCAACGCCAGCCCAAUCGCCCCUAUGAAAUCCUCGAGCAAAUGAUCAAAGACAAGCAGGCACCCAAGAUGACUGACGAGGAGCUUAUCGAGAUGUCGCUGAGAGGAAAGAUUCCAGGUUACGCUCUUGAGAAGACGCUUGGUGACAAGACCCGCGCUGUCAAGAUUCGUCGUGGUCUCGUCUCUCGAACACAUGCCACCCGCGAAACUUCAACUCUGCUGGAAAGCUCGCUUCUGCCCUACAAGGACUACAACUAUGAUCUCGUCCAUGGUGCGUGCUGUGAAAACGUCGUUGGCUACCUUCCCCUUCCCCUCGGUGUUGCUGGUCCCAUCUUGGUCGAUGGCCAGAACUACUUCCUUCCCAUGGCUACCACUGAAGGUGUGCUUGUCGCCUCGACCUCGCGCGGUGCCAAGGCCAUCAACGCUGGCGGCGGUGCUGUGACUGUGGUUACUGGUGAUGGCAUGACCCGUGGACCCUGCAUUGGAUUCGACAGCCUCAUCCGCGCUGGUGCUGCCAAGAUCUGGCUCGACUCAGAAGAAGGUCAGAGGAUCAUGAAGAAUGCUUUCAAUUCGACAUCUCGCUUCGCCAGGCUGCAAUCAAUGAAGUCUGCAAUUGCCGGUACCAACAUCUACGUUCGUUUCAGAGCCACGACUGGCGACGCAAUGGGGAUGAACAUGAUUUCCAAGGGUGUUGAGCAUGCUCUUAACGUCAUGGCAAACGACUGUGGCUUUGACGACAUGCGUGUGGUGUCUGUUUCUGGAAACUACUGUACCGACAAGAAGUCUGCUGCCAUUAACUGGAUUGACGGCCGUGGUAAGGGCGUGGUUGCCGAGGCCAUGAUCCCUGGCUCCGUUGUCCGGUCUGUGCUCAAGUGCGAAGUGGACGACCUGGUUCAAAUGAACAUUUCCAAGAACUUGAUCGGAUCCGCCAUGGCUGGUGCCUUGGGUGGAUUCAACGCCCACGCAGCCAACAUUGUCGCCGCCAUCUUCUUGGCUACAGGCCAGGAUCCAGCCCAGGUUGUUGAGAGUGCCAACUGCAUUACCAUUAUGCACAACAUCAACGGUAACCUGCAAAUCUCUGUUUCGAUGCCUUCGAUAGAAGUUGGUACCAUUGGCGGUGGAACCAUUCUCGAGCCCCAGUCAGCCAUGCUUGACCUGCUCGGCGUACGAGGUGCCCACCAAACGUCGCCUGGUGACAAUGCCCGCCAGCUCGCCCGUAUCAUUGCCGCCGGUGUUCUUGCCGGAGAGCUGUCGCUCAACAGUGCGCUGUGCGCCGGUCACCUGGUCAAGGCGCACAUGGCACACAACAGGAGUAACGUUCCUUCGCGCGCCCCAACGCCUGCGCCCGCCACGCCAAGCAACGGCACCAUGACACCGGUGACAGGCGGCAGCGGCAUCCUGAACGCCCUGAGUUCAACUGGAGGACCUGCGCCUCGACGAUAA
Exserohilum turcica Et28A is the source of this 3504-nucleotide messenger RNA. RefSeq lists its product as uncharacterized. Gene Ontology annotation, biological process: ergosterol biosynthetic process; isoprenoid biosynthetic process; coenzyme A metabolic process. NCBI's taxonomy places the organism in Eukaryota, Fungi, Ascomycota, Dothideomycetes, Pleosporales, Pleosporaceae. Gene Ontology annotation, cellular component: peroxisomal membrane; endoplasmic reticulum membrane. The record is from RefSeq and is a predicted model, not a curated record. Gene Ontology annotation, molecular function: protein binding; hydroxymethylglutaryl-CoA reductase (NADPH) activity. The coding region runs from base 1 to 3504 and encodes 1167 amino acids. The transcript has 4 exons.